Messenger RNA from Oryzias melastigma (Indian medaka), 6465 nucleotides. Its product is annotated as phosphatidylinositol-binding clathrin assembly protein. Gene Ontology annotation, molecular function: phosphatidylinositol-4,5-bisphosphate binding; SNARE binding; clathrin heavy chain binding. Gene Ontology annotation, cellular component: clathrin-coated vesicle; synaptic vesicle; clathrin-coated pit. NCBI's taxonomy places the organism in Eukaryota, Metazoa, Chordata, Actinopteri, Beloniformes, Adrianichthyidae. The coding region runs from base 920 to 2752 and encodes 610 amino acids. The record is from RefSeq and is a predicted model, not a curated record. Gene Ontology annotation, biological process: clathrin-dependent endocytosis; synaptic vesicle budding from presynaptic endocytic zone membrane; clathrin coat assembly. The transcript is spliced from 19 exons.
GAUUUUUUACGCUGCCAUUUUGUCCGGCAGAGCAGCAGCCAGUCAGUCAGUUCGUAAAGGGAAUCCACCGGCGAGACUUCACCGGAGCAGCACCGCACUGGUUCGACUGAGGGGGGCAGAGGAAGAAGCUGUGUGAGGCGGCGGCUCCCCAGCACCAACCGAGCUCCAGGACCGCCAGGGGAAAGGACCGCGCUCAGGGAGUUGUCAUUUUUCAACUUGCCGGGUCCGCGCGCGCUCCGGCCGGCUGGGACGUCGGCUAACACCGCUAGCUCUUCGGCUAACCCCGUCAGUGGAAACGGCGUCGCUCCGGCUGUCACUUUUCACGCCAUGGCUGAGCAAACUUCCAACUAUGUCCACUUCAAUUUUGAGCCACUUUUUUUCACCCGAGCGGGACUUUAAGGAAAACUUUGCCACACAAAAGUGAAGUGUUAGCUUAAAAAAAAAGCUUAAGCUAAUAAGUUGACGUGGAAGAAAACAGUUUUUUUCCUCCUUCACAUUUUCUGAAUUGUUGGCGUUUUUCUCGCUCUGCUUUCAAAGGGAUUACUCGUCUUUUUCCUGGUUGAAUGUAACCCAACCUUUCAGGUGAAUCCAAACUGUCGGUUCGCUAUGUUCUUUUGUGGCCAGAAAGUAAUCCUAAGUGUUUCUGAAUUCCUCAGUGGGACUCUUUCCUGGUUCGCGCACUGCAACGGAAACAUUAGCUAACACAGACUAGCUUACAUUAGUGUGUUUUGAUUCCUCGCAAGAUAAGUGGAAGAAACAGCCGCAAAUUGUUCUAAGUGAAGAGAAAUUAUUUUAUUGCACCGAAAGAAAGGACACCCAGCAUCCUGAAAGCCAGCCAUUCACCUUAGGGUGUGUGAUUGAAACCUCUCCGUGACAGAACAGGUUUCUUCGUGCUUUUUUUGUGGACAAUAGUGAAGCGAUGUCGGGCCAAUCUAUCACGGAUCGGAUCACAGCGGCUCAGCACAGCAUGACUGGCUCUGCCAUCAGCAAGGCUGUGUGUAAAGCCACCACGCAUGAAAUCAGCGGACCCAAGAAGAAACACCUCGACUAUCUAAUCCACUGCACCAAUGAGAUGAACGUGAACAUUCCCCAGCUGGCGGACACGCUUUUUGAGCGCACUGCCAACUCCAGCUGGGUGGUGGUCUUCAAAGCCCUCAUUACCACCCACCACCUCAUGAUGUACGGCAACGAGCGUUUCAUCCAGUACUUGGCCUCCAGAAACACCCUGUUUAACCUGAACAACUUCUUGGAUAAAGGAGCCCUGCAAGGUUACGACAUGUCAACUUUUAUCAGACGGUACAGCCGCUACCUGAACGAAAAGGCCAUGUCGUACAGACUAGUGGCUGUGGACUUCACCAAGAUGAAGAGAGGCAUCGAUGGCGUGAUGCGCACCAUGAACACAGAGAAGCUGAUCAAGACGCUGCCCAUCAUUCAGAAUCAGUUGGAUGCUCUGCUAGAUUUUCAGGCCAAUCCCAACGAGCUAACUAAUGGAGUGAUCAACUCGGCCUUCAUGCUGCUCUUCAAAGACUCCAUACGGCUGUUUGCUGCCUACAAUGAAGGAGUCAUCAAUCUUUUGGAGAAAUACUUCGACAUGAAGAAGAACCAGUGUAAGGAUGCUCUCGACAUCUACAAGAAAUUUCUUUACAGGAUGACGAAGCUAUCAGAGUUCCUCAAAGUGGCAGAGGCCCCCAGCAGCCUCCUGGAGGCUUUGGAACAGCACCUGGCCUCUCUGGAGGGCAAGAAGACAAAGGAGAUGAAUGCAGACACCAGAGCGUCCACUCUGUCGAGCGCCGUCUCUUCUCUGUCCUCCACCGGCAUGUCCUUCAGCCGCAUGGAUGAGAAGGAGAAGCAGCAGGCCCUGGAGGAGGAGCAGGCCAGACUGCAGGCGCUGAAGGACCAGCGUCUGAAGGAAAUCAGCAUGCAGACUCCUCCCGCCGCCUCCCCAGUCAGUCAGUCAGCAGGCAGUGCCAGCAACAACAACCACAUCACACAAACCCCAGAGCUGUUCAGCUCCACGCUGCCUGCCAACAGUUUGAACAGUGACCUUUUUGAUCUUCAACCGGCCUUCAUCCCUGCUGUGCAGAGCACUCCUUCCAUCUCCAACACCAAUAGUGCCUGGGGAGGACUGGAGAGCCAGCCGCUGCAGCAAACCUCCGCCGCCAUGACUGUAGAUUUCGAUGCUGUGUUUGGAAAUAAGGCCACUGCCAGUAACAACGGCCCCCAUCCUGCAGCUGGUUUCGACGCUCUGGGAGACCUGUUAAAGCCCACAGCUCCUACACACACCGCACCUCCUGUCCCUGCUCCUCAAAUGCCCGUCCAUCCUGGGGGAAAGCUGCUAGCCAACGACCUUGACUCCUCUUUGGCCAACCUAGUGGGCAAUCUGCAGUUUGGGAGUUCAGCCAAGAAGCCAGAUAUGCUGUGGAACCAACCCGGGGAGAAAAAGUUGACUGGUGGUCAGAACUGGCAAAACAAGACCAUGUCGACCACACAGUGGGGCCCUGCACCCAUGGCCCCACAGCCCUUGCCCGUGCAACAUGUGAAUGGAAUGUUCUAUACUAGUUAUGCUCCAGCUCCGAUGGCUUUCCCCAUAACCACACCGCAAGUGCCUGUGUAUGGAAUGGUCCCUCCUCAGAUGGCUCAGAUGGGCGGGGUGCCAGUGAUGGCUCCACAGCCAAUGAUGUACAACCAGCCUGUUCUCAGACCCACCAACCCAUUUGCACCCAUGCCAGGAGCCCAGAUGCAGUUUAUGUAAUCCAGCCAGAGGGGAAGCAGAGUGCCAAAAAGUAACUCACAGACAGCAGAAGGAAAACACGAGAGCGCGCUCAGAUGGAGGCAGAACCCAUUCGAUCACGCGAAAGAACUCCAGACACACCGAGGACAAGAAAUCACGACGAAGGAAAAAGAGGCUGAUACAAGCAAGAAGUAGACGACGGUCGGAGGGUUGAGACAUAAUCUGUGGCUGAUGAUUGUCUGAAACAACUCCGAUGUGUGAAUGUAGCUUCUGUGUGUUUUUUUUCCUGUGGGGUUUGAUGGAGCUUUGAGGAGAGGAGACUCUGGAUUUCUCUGGAUCUGACUGUGAAGAAGGGUCUCUGCUGCAGAACUAGCUUUACUUCAUACUGGUGCUAUUUUGUUCUCUCUGGGUUACCAUAUGCCUGCAACAGCAACUUGGGGAGCACUUCCGGAGGACAAAAGUGUGUGUGUGUGGGGAGGUGUGUGUGCACAGCAGUUGUUUCAGACAAUACAUUUUUAUAGCCAACUCCUUCUUCAUAUCCACCUUUGUUAGUGAUCCAUUAAGCACGACAUCCAGAGGCAAAUGGCCCCAAAUGUUUCCACUUUGCUGCGUCAAGUUACUAUUUCUCAACUUUUAUUUUUUCUAUUCUUUUGUUGGCCUUUCCUGCUCUAGUUUGUACAGAAUUGUUGGUAAUCUUUUAUUGUAUUGCAUUCCCAAAGUCGCAUAGGGAGACGGGGGGGGAUGGGUGGAAACGGGGGAUGGGUGAAAACGGCAAACAAACACUGCCUGGUGGCCGAAUCGCGCUAAAGAAAAGUGCAAAAACGCCCAACCGUCUGUGAAAGCGUUCGAUUUUGCCAGUUUAUGACCACCUUCACUUAAAAAGAUUUAAAAAAAUAACUGAUGUUUUUCUGAAAGGUGAACAAAUUUGAUUCAAACACAUCAAGGGAGCACAAUGCUGAGAACUGCAAGAACUAUCCGUUCUUUUUUUCUUCACCUCCCUGUUGGCUCUUUGUACGUAUCCAUCGUUAAAGCUACCAAAAUGUUGCUAAAAUCACUGUUACCAAUACAAACUGCUCCAUGUUUCAAGUGUGAAUUUGGACUCAAAAACAAUAGAAACGACCUAGCUACUGCAUUAAAGUUUCAAAAAGUGGAGAUAUACCACCUCAUGUCUCAGCCGUGAAAAGGUUUGUUGUCAUCAAGUUCAAUGAACUAUCUAUUCCAUUGGUUGCACCAACCAAUCAGCUUUCAGUAUUCUGGGUUCUGUACCUCUCUGCUUUUCACUAAGCUCUUUAAUGAAUCAAUCUCUGUCCUAAAACCUUCACCGAUUUAAUGAAGCCCCAGAAAUGUUGUGCGUCAGCUCUUGACGUGACGUAUAAUAAAUGAAAGAAAUGUAUAUUUUUGUUUCGCUGAGGAGCGUGUUUAUAGGAUUUAUUCUGUUUUGUGGAAACGUAGCUCAACGACCAGGUUGUGUCUGUGAUUGAGGACAGCAGCACUGAGUGGGUUUAGCGUCACUGAUUUAAGCCGAUUUUACUUUAAAUUGCACUGAAUCACAACAUCCAAAUGUCACCGAACACGGCUCAAAGUUUAACUCAUGGAAGAGUUUAUGGCUAUUCUUCAGCUGGAACAUCCGUCCCCUACUGGACGUUGAGGAAUUCACACUCGUAUUGUGUCAUGUUCGUCUUUCAAAGACGUUGCACUGAAGAAGCUGUCGUGCAGUUGGGGUAACUAAAGGUUUCAGCUGUCCGCCAUUUCGGUAAGCAACAGUUUUUCCCGCUCUCAUCAUGAGCUUUUUGCAGUCAUGCUCGCUAAACUUUUUCAUCCCAUCCAUCAGCGAUCGUCCACCGCCAAACUCUAGUCCGUCUGCGUCUAGAAUGCGUUCUUUUAUUGCCACCUUUUGAGUCAGUGUAGAUAGUAAACGUUUCAGAUCGUCUGCGUAGAUUUUGCUCGUAGAAGCUUCUAGUUCCAGUUAAGUGUUGUCGUCCCUCUACGUCUGAAAGUCGAACUUUCAGAGGCUCUCCGGGUCAGGACCAAGUUUUGGCCGAACUUUUUCUUCUUUCUAUCGACGAUGUUCUGUUAUUUUUUCUUCAUCUGCCCUUUUCUUAGGAUAUCCUAUUAGACCUACAGAUCAAAUUAACAAAAUAAUGGAAAUUAUGUUGAACAUACUCAAGCUAACAUCAAAGGGCUAGGAGUUUGUUGAAUAAAAUUCUACAAAUCUGAAAUAAUUUUUUAGAGAUCUAUUAAUUCAAUGGUUCCAAAGCCAAACACUGACUGUCAAUAAUGAGCAAAUUUUAGAAUACUCACUUAAACUUUCUUGCAAACUCCAACUUCUACAUAUACUUUUUUCUUGAAAAAAUGAUUAAACACCAUAUUUUAGACUUUAGGGAAUCAAAUCUUAGACAUCUUUCAUAGCAGACCAUCACUGGAAAUGGUUUUAAUUGACACGAGUGAUUGAAAUCAUGCUUUUGUAAAUGUAGAUAUCCCUAGCAUCAGUACCAACUCCUUUUGUUGAGUUCUUGACGAACCGGAGAGGCUUUCGUACCGUGUUUUCUGGAGGAAUUUGAUGCUCCGUCCAUCCCGAGUUAGUUGAUCCUGAACCCGCCAUUGGCUCCUUAAAGUAGCUCAGCUGAAUCCUUGGCUUUAAAGUGCACGGAUGCAGCUAUUUUUUUGUCAUCUUUACAUUUUUUUUGUGUCUGCAGGUUUUUUCGGAUGAUCAAACCAAAUUCCUCCAUGUUUAGGGUGGGGGAGGGGGGUCUCGGGACUCAUGGUUGUUACUGCCAGAAGUUGUUACAGCUUUAUCGCACAGCGGCUCAGCAUUUCAGCUCAGACUCUGUCGCUCUCUCGCUCCACCGCCGAUGAUUCCUAAGCUGUUAGGUCUCCGCAUUCAUGUAGCAGGAGUCUUAGCAGAAGUCCUCGAAUGUCUCUUUGGGGUGGGGGGGGGUUGUGUCUUUUUAAGACGAUGAUGGUAAACUCUCUUGUCUCAUCGUGCCCUUCUGAAAAAGGCCGAUCCUUUUGACAGGUUGAUCAGAAUUCCAACCGUUUGCAGACUCAUCACCUCUUUGACCUGCAGCUGACUGGAUUGUCUCCAGAAGUGAGCCACUGUUUUUUUUGUUUUUUUUUUUUCUCCAGCAUGCAUCUCUCUGACAGCUCUCUGCGUGCUUGAAAGGGCGUUUCACAAGAAUCCAAAAGAGACGCUGUGAUCGAUUUUACCUUGUUUUGUCAGUGAGUUGUUCCGAUCUAAAAACUUCAGUGCACAUUCUGUUUGUUUUUUAAUUUUAUUUUCUGUCUGCGGUAUAAACGUGCUAAAUGCUGCCUCGUUUUUCUGUAUAUAAAGAAAUCCACGUGCAACACGGCUUCAAAACAAAUGCUGCUUUCUUUCAAUUUCUUUCCAUUUCUUCUGGACGAUAUGUUAGCAUAGCAGUGUGUAGGUUACGGGGGGGUCAGCGGGUUAAUGCAGAUUCAUACAUCCAGAUCCGUCGUGUGAUGCCAAAUGUUUUCAAAGCAGAACCCCCCCCACCUGUUGAUCUGUCUUUCUCUUCUGUCUCUCUUUGUACAUUUUUUUCUAUUUAUUUAAUGCAGAAAAUAUAUGGAUUGUAUCAAGCAUGGAAAGGCAAACAAAUGUUACAGCUGACAGAAGUUACAGGCUUUUAUUUUACAGCAGUAUAUUUGUUUAUUAUGGAUAAAAAUUGUUUUCUCUCUCCUGGUUUUUGGAAGAAAUAAAGAAUCAUUUUCCAUUC